This is a messenger RNA of Varanus komodoensis (Komodo dragon), 3508 nucleotides long. It is a transcript of the gene SLC8B1, whose product is annotated as solute carrier family 8 member B1. The record is from RefSeq and is a predicted model, not a curated record. The transcript has 19 exons. NCBI's taxonomy places the organism in Eukaryota, Metazoa, Chordata, Lepidosauria, Squamata, Varanidae. Bases 687 to 2429 code for a protein of 580 amino acids. Gene Ontology annotation, molecular function: calcium:sodium antiporter activity. Gene Ontology annotation, biological process: intracellular calcium ion homeostasis; calcium export from the mitochondrion. Gene Ontology annotation, cellular component: membrane.
GGCUAGCGCAAUUCGAGGGAAGGAUCAAGCCCAUAGGCUGGGUGGGGGGACAGAAGACCACCCUCUCUCUUUGGGUCAGCUACAGGUUGCAAUGACAAGUGUCCAUCUGAGGCCUGUUUUGCUCCUGGGUUCCUUUAAAGCACUCUCCGGACCUCAUUGGUUCCCAAAUCUAGCCUUCCGAUUGACUGAGGAUUCUUUACUAACCUUGCUGCAGACACAGGGAGAUGUUCAGCCUCCACUUCUAGAAGGCUUUGCUUGGUCAUCCUGAGAAGUCCGUUUACUUAUUCAGCUUGCACUGUGUUUGAGUUCCGUUUUUGCCAAAAGCUGGCCUGGGAUCACUGUUAAUGUUCAAGGGAUGGAGGCAAAAGUACAGUCUCGAAAAGGGAAUUCCACGUGCCAGAACCAAAGAUUCAGAAAAGAGCUCGAGCCAUGAUGCUUUCGCAUUUUGAGUCUGUGUGCUAAGGUUUGAGCAAUUUAUCUAGGGAAGCUGUUGCGAAGAAUUCUCCACCUUUCUGCUAAACAGAGACCGCUUCCCCAUUUCCACCAACGGCUGAAAUUUGCGAAAUUUCCUGGUGGUUGGAAUAGGGGGCUUCUCCUGCUCCCACACAAGCGAUGCCGUGACUGGCCAGCAUCCUAUUUCAGUGGCCGGCCUCUCUGCUUGGAGGUGGAUUUCGUGGCCGGGCACAAUGCAGACUCUCCGGGUGUUCGCCAUAGCCUGGUUGCUGCUUGGGGAAGCCAAUGCCCGGCUGUGGAAUUCCAAGAUCCCAGAGUCCCACCACUGGGAUGGCAGAGGACAGCCCGGUGGGAUCCAGGAGUCGGCCGCAAGCGUGGAUUGCAGGGAGGUGGGGAAACAGAAUCAGUCUGAACGCUGCUCCUUCAUCCAGAGUAACCCGGACUGCAAGAUGGAUGGCGGGUUCCUAAGCUACCUCAACGGAGUCUUCUGUGUCUUCCCGGCCACUCUGCAACCUCUGGCGAUAACCCUCUAUGCUCUGUGGCUGCUUUACUUAUUCAUUAUCCUCGGCGUCACUGCUGAGAAAUUCUUCUGUCCUAAUUUAUCGGCCAUCUCCACCAAGCUGAAGUUGUCGCACAACGUGGCUGGUGUUACCUUUCUGGCCUUCGGGAACGGCGCGCCAGAUGUUUUCAGCGCCGUGGUAGCAUUCUCCGAUCCACGGACAGCCGGCCUUGCCAUCGGGGCUCUCUUUGGUGCCGGCAUCUUCGUCACAACCAUGGUCGCGGGCGGCAUAGCCCUGGUGAGGCCGUUCACUGCGGCGUCCAGGCCGUUCCUCAGGGAUGCCGUCUUCUACAUGGUGGCCGUGUUCCUGACGUUCGUGGCGCUGUAUUUUGAACAGGUCACGCUAGCAGAAAGCCUGAGUUACCUGGGCCUCUACAUCUUCUAUGUCCUGACGGUUGUGGUCUCCACCUGGCUGCACAAGAGGCAGCGGCAGGAGAGGCUGGCCCCUCCCAGUCCUGGGGAACCAGAGCUUCCGACUGACUCUGAUGACGGAGAUGCAUCAAGCACCGGCCGAGGGGACUACGGGGAAGAAUACCAACUCUUGCUGCCAUCACAGGAGAGUACGCUGCAGAUCCUGACACAUUCCAUGAAUCCGCUGGAUUACAGGAAGUGGAGGAGGAAGUCCUGUCACUGGAGGAUGCUCAAAGCUUGCAAGUUGCCGGUGGAGGUUGUGCUGCUGCUGACGGUGCCGAUUGUGGACCCCGACCGGGAGGACCAGAACUGGAAGCGGCCCCUGAACUGCCUGCACCUGAUCACCGGCCCCCUCGUCUGCAUCCUCACACUGAAAUCCGGCGCGUAUGGGUUUUUCAAGAUCCAAGGCGUCUUCCCCAUCUGGGGCCUGGUGACUCUGGUGGGGGCCGCCGUGGCCACGAUCGUCUUCUGCACCACGAGGAACGAGGAGCCCCCUCGAUACCACUGCGUUUUCGCCUUCCUGGGUUUCCUGGUCAGCGCUCUGUGGAUCAACGCUGCAGCCACGGAAGUGGUGAACAUCUUGAGGACUUUGGGCGUGAUCUUCCGUCUGAGCAACACCGUCCUGGGGCUGACGUUGCUGGCCUGGGGGAACAGCAUUGGGGACACUUUCUCUGACCUCACCAUGGCUCGGCAGGGAUACCCCCGCAUGGCCUUCUCGGCCUGCUUUGGUGGCAUUAUCUUCAAUAUGCUUGUCGGAGUGGGACUUGGCUGCCUGCUGCAGAUGACCAACAGCAAGCUCGUUGUCAGGCUGGAGUCGGACGGCCUCCUGGUGUGGAUCCUGGCUGGGGCGCUGGGCCUCAGCCUCGUCUUCUCCUUCCUCUCGGUGCCCGCACAGUGUUUCCGCUUGGGCCCAGCAUACGGGUGCUGCCUCAUCGCUUACUACGUGGUAUUCCUGACGAUUGCGCUUCUGACCGAGUUCAGGGUGAUCCGGGUUUCCUCUGUCUGACAAAACACACCUCGUACUUCGGGCCUUGCUUAAGUCUCCACGGGGUGGCGAAGCAGCUGCAGAUCUGCUCGGGGCCUGGCUGCUCAACUUGAAGAAUGGUGCCUUACAACAUGGCGGGCAGGUACCACUGGCACAUCCAAAGAGUCCCGUCGGUUGGCUUUGAGCGUGGCCGCAAGAAGGGAGACCAGCAAAAAUCGGGAAAGCAGGGCUGUGCUGGAGCUGCAAACAUCACACUCCAGCUGCUUUCCAGCCCCCAAAAUCCAGGGAUUUGGGGACCAGAUUAAGGCCUCAGCCCAGACGCCUUGAGAAGCUACCAGCCCCCAGCUAGGAGUAACUUUUCUAAAGAAAGGCGCAAUUUAGAUUUGAAAUGGUGAAAUGUUCUUUUAGAACAAGAUGUGAUUAUUAUUUGGAGGGGAGGCAAAUAUGGCUAGAAGCCAUUUUCGCUCCCGUCUUAACUAGGAUGAAGAUGUUACGGCAUCAGUACCUCUGGUAUGCACUCACUACUUCAUUACUUAUGAGCUUUGGUUGCUAAAAUAAGGUUUAAAUGAGCAGUGGCCUGUACGACCAAGAGAUUGUCUAUUCCAGGUUAAAAAAUCAGGUUUCCAAAUGCUUCCUUCCAUGCAAGCAUGAGGUAUCUGCUUGCUUGGGGGAUCCCCAAAGUUUGUGGAAAAUCCUCAAAGAGGGAAACCAGAACAGCCCAAAAUACUGAUGGGUGGGGAAGAAUGGAAUGCUUGGAAGAGGGAAUGGAAUGAUGCCACUACUUACGUGGGGAGAAGUAUAUAUAAAAAUGUGGAAAGAUCAGGAGAAAAGGCCUCACAAGUCGAAGGACAUCAUUCCUUGACCCUAAUAACCAGGUCUGAUGAGAGGGAAAGUUUCUAAUGCCUGUUGUUCAUAGCGGGUCAGCAGCAGUGCCUGUAUCUAGUGGAAGCCUCUGGUUUUGUGUCUUGUCUCUGGUUUUCCGCACAUCUUUGUUGGAUGCUUCAGAUGCUUUAAAAAUAACCUUUUUAUUUUUGCUCUGUGUCCCUCUUUCUCUUCUGCCAUCGGUGAUGCUGGGCAAGCAUUAACACUCACACACACAC